AUGUUGACCCGACUGAUUCGUCGCGGAUCUGCGUAUGAAGUGAACUUCAAUCGCCUGUCAUGGAGCUCACUCAAGAACCGUUUUCCAAUGACAAACGUGCCCAUCCGAAGCUUACAACUAUCAUCUUCAGCUCAAAUGGGUGCCAAUAAAGCCGCAGGAGCUGCGUUUGGCAAGAGGACAAUGCCCAAGAAUGCAGUAGUCUCGACCUUCAUAAAUACGACGAUUUUGAUUCUCAUGGGAUCGGUAGGCAGUUUGUUGUACCACAAAUAUCAACAAAAGCAGAAACGAUUGGCCAAAAUCGAUCGGGUUCUCCCGGUCUCUCCUUAUUUCAAGGCUCCACUCAAGUUGGUGAUGUACCGAAACACCGUGGUAACCGAGGAGAUGGUCCUCGACGGAACUGCGGAGAGAGUGGAAGCCUUUGAGACCCGACCCACCGAUAUUUUCUUGACUAGUUUCCCCAAAUCCGGAACCACGUGGCUCCAAGAAGUAGUCUUCAGGCUGUGCAACCAAAAUCAGGACUCGACUGAGAUCUUGGAAGACCGCGUGCCGUAUUUAGAAUUUCCUUAUCCGGGGAUCAAGGACAUCAGCCAACGAGAAGGGCAAAGGCUGAUCAAAAGUCACCUUCCCUUACAUUUAUUGCCCAAGGGGGUAUGGGAUGGCCAAGGAAAGGUGAUAUACAUUUACCGCAACCCAAAAGACGUGGCUGUGUCGUACUUCCAUUUCGCUCAGCUCUUGUCUUAUCUGAACUUUCAAGGCCCUUUUUCGAGAUUCGUUCAGCUCUUUGUCAAGGACGAAAUUCCAUAUGCGCCUUAUUUCCCUCAUGUCAAUGAAUACAUCCAGUACAGUCGAGAUCGCCCAGAACAAAUUCUCUGUAUCUCCUAUGAGGAUAUGAAAGAGAAUCCAGAACGGGAAGUGAGGAAAAUUGCCAAGUUUUUGAAAGCCGAUGCCACCGACGAAAUGAUUGAAAGCAUUUGCGAGAAGACCACAUUCGAUGCCAUGAAGGUCAAUCCAGCAUCGAAUUAUCAACAUUGGAAGACGUUCGGAUUAGUACUUCCUAAUCGAGAGCCAUUCAUGCGGAAAGGCAUUGUGGGUGACCAUGCCAACUACUUCAAAGAUCCCUUCACUCAAAAUGAAAUGGACAAAUUUAUCGAAAUUGGAGUGAAAAAUACCGGACUAAAUUUUAGGUACUCAAUAUCCAAUGACAACUAAAUGAGUGCUUCCUGGGUUCCCACUGUGAGUUGAUGGUCUAUUGUGUGGAGAUGUAUACGUGUUCAAUCGAAUAACAGUAAUACUGAUAAAAAUGUCCUCUUUCCAACAAAUAACGGCAAUACUGAUGGGGAAAGGUUCCACAUCAACAACGAUGAGUGAGAUUCGAGAAAAGCGAUUGAUUUGGUGCAGAUAGCCAGCCAUUC
Molecule: messenger RNA, 1412 nt
Organism: Tigriopus californicus
Lineage: Eukaryota; Metazoa; Arthropoda; Copepoda; Harpacticoida; Harpacticidae
Product: sulfotransferase 1B1-like
Exons: 5
Coding region: 1-1209 (402 amino acids)
Biological process (GO): sulfation
Cellular component (GO): cytoplasm
Molecular function (GO): sulfotransferase activity
Source: RefSeq, a predicted model, not a curated record